Molecule: messenger RNA, 609 nt
Organism: Melospiza melodia melodia
Lineage: Eukaryota; Metazoa; Chordata; Aves; Passeriformes; Passerellidae
Source: RefSeq, a predicted model, not a curated record
AUGAGCCUGUGUAUGGCCAAGAAGGCAAAUGGCAUCCUGGCCUUGAUCAGAAAUACCCAGCAGGACCAGGGCAAUGAUUGUCACCCUGUACUCGGCACUGGUGAGGCUGCACCUCAAAUCCUGUUCAGUUUUGGGCCUCUCACUGCAAGAAAGACACUGAUGCUGGAGCAAGUCCAGGGAAUGGCAGUGAAGCUGGUGGAGAGUCUGGAGCACAAGUCUUAUGAGGAGCAGCUGAGGGAGCUGGGGCUGUUCAGCCUGGUGAAAAGGGAGCUCAGGGGAGACCUUGUUGAUCUCUACAACUGCCUGAAAGGAGGCUGUGGCCAAGUGGGGGUCAAUGUCUUCCCCCAAGUAGCAAGUGAUAGAACAAGAGGAAAUGUCCUCAAGUUGUGUGAGGGGAGGUUUAGAUGGGAAAUUGAGAAAAAUUUCUUCCCUGAAGGGGUUGUCAAGCCCUGGAAUGGGCAGUCCAGGGAAGUGGUUAAUUCACCAUCCCUGGGGAUAUUUAAAAGACGUGUUGAUGUGGCCCUUAGGGUCAUGGUUAAUGGUGGACUUGGCAGGGCUGGGUUAAUGAUUGAACUCGAUAGUUUUAAAAGACUUUUUCACUCUAAAUGA